Messenger RNA from Micromonas commoda, 423 nucleotides. RefSeq lists its product with no specific name. The coding region runs from base 1 to 423 and encodes 140 amino acids. The record is from RefSeq and is a predicted model, not a curated record. NCBI's taxonomy places the organism in Eukaryota, Viridiplantae, Chlorophyta, Mamiellophyceae, Mamiellales, Mamiellaceae. The transcript is spliced from 2 exons.
AUGAAGGUUCUGCGCAAGGUUAAGGGCAAGUCGCGAAUACUGAUAUUCGUGGCUGUCGUCGCCCUUCUCUCGCUCGCCCUCCGCAAGCUGAAGCAGGACACUAAGAAGCACAGGGAAAUCCUACCGUGGCACCAGGGCGGGUAUGAGGACCACCAUGGGGAUCUGGACGGCGGGUUCGUGCCGGAUCGCGGGGUACUCGGCGCGGUGGGUGCCAUGAGAGGAGGCGGCGGUCGGGAUGUCGGGGGGGAGUCCACCAGCACGAGCAAAGUGCUGGAUGAUGGAGGUGUUCGUGACGCGCCCGGGGGCAAUAGGAAUAUCGACGACAUAUCACACCUAGUAGACGACGACGACGAGGAUGUGCUCGGGGUGAAGGACGAGGCAUUCGCGGGGAUGCGGGACUCAAGGGAGAAGGCCAGCAGGUAG